AUGCCGCCCUUUAACCCUCCUCAGCCUGGUCCAAAUGAGCCCUAUGUGGUCAAAGGCAUCGAGGUCAAGCCUGGACAGAAACCCAGGAUCCGCAAAGAACUGCGCGAGUUCAAGAAGAAUGAGGACGCGUGGAACCUCUACCUGCUUGGUCUCUGGCAGUUCGAGCUGGUUCCCCAGGACAGGCUGCUGUCGUACUUCCAAAUCGCGGGUAUUCAUGGUCUGCCAUACAAGGGAUGGCCUGAAAAUGAUCCUGAGCUCCGCAAACUAGAGAGAGAAAGGGAUGAUGAUGACCCGUUCAAGGGGUUCUGCACCCAUUCUUCUAUUCUGUUCCUUACCUGGCAUCGACCCUACCUAGCCCUCUUUGAGUCUGUCCUCCGGGAUGCCAUGAUGCAUGUGGCGAAGCAGUUCACCCCGGAAGAAGGCCGGGAGAAGUACGUGGCUGUCGCUGAGGAGUUUCGGAUGCCAUUCUGGGACUGGGCCCGUCCAGACCUCCCAGUGUUUCCCACCGAGGCUUCCAACUCCAAGGUCGUUCCGGUCAAGAUGCCAGAUAGCCUGAGAAAGGAGUACAACUUCCCGGCGGGCAAACUCGUCGAAAUUCCCAACCCCUUGUAUUCAUACAAGUUUCAGCCAGGCACCCAGGAGAACAUCAAGGUCGACAGGCUGUCAACAACUACUCGCUAUCAUCAAAACGGCAGGUCCGAGGAGGAAGAGACAGCGCAGAGCAAGCGAGAUCUCCUCAUCGAGUCCAUCACACCAUACACCAAGGGUGUCGUCGACGGCUUGAGAAUGGAGGUCAACCUUCGUGAGCGAGUGGUCCCCCCUGAGAUUAGGCAGCCGGGCAAGGGACAAGACGAGACCGUGAGGAAGGGCCGCGGCUUCGGAAGUUUCGAAGAUGUCCACAACACCGUCCACGUUCUCAGCGGCGGUACUGGAGGCAGACUUGGCCAUAUGAGAAGAACCUCUUACUCAGCUUUUGACCCCAUCUUCUGGCUCCAUCACACGAACAUCGACCGCCUUCUCGCUAUCUGGCAAGGCCUUCGUGAGAAUCCUGACAAGGAAGACGCCUGGGUCACAAACCAGAUAGCAGGGGAUGCAAACUGGGCCGUACCAACGGGGGGCAAAGAGGGAAACCAAACACCACUCUUGCCAUUCUACAGGACGGCAGACAAGACCGUCCCUGGCCCAGACAAGUUCUGGAAGUCCAGCCAGGUCCGAGAUACGGCAGCGUUUGGCUAUGCAUACCCAGAAACCCAGAACUGGGAGUUUGCAGACCCUGCCCUCUACCGCGCGAACAUCAAGGACAAGCUUCGUUCCCUCUAUCCAUCCGGGUCACUGGCAAACAUGGUGGUGGCCAGGAGAGUAGGAAAUGAGAAGCCAGAUGUUACACUCAGGGAGCGCGCCACGAGGCUCAAGCAGGUCCAAAAAGUGGACGCGCCCAAUACCGCAUUGACCGCACUGUCUCUCGCUCAUGCAGCGAAGCCCGCCGUUGCCCAAGAGUUGCAGUCUGUUCUUACGGACCUAGAAGUUCCCAAGGUCACCAUCCCCAAAGAACGCUCGGUCGUCGACCUUGUCAAGGGCCAAACCUACCUGGAGUGGCUCGUCAACAUCAAAGCGGUCAAGCAUGCCCUCGGGGGUCAGUACGGGGUCCACAUCUUCCUUGGCGAUGUGCCGGAGGAGGAGCUGACUACCCUCUACGUCGUGUCACCGUAUCAUGUCGGAACCUUCUCUCCCUUUGGCCAGGACGAAGAGACCUCGUGUGGCAAGUGCAAGAAGGACCAGGCCGCCGGUCUUGAGAUCAGCGGUCAAAUCCCCCUCACAAUUGCUCUAGCUGAGCGCUACUUUGCGGGCCAGCUGCCCAGUCUCGAAGAAGAGGACGUCAAGGCGUAUCUCAUAAAGAACCUCCACUGGGAGGUCGUGGACCAAAACGGUGAGAGACUCAAGCGUCGCCGAGAUGACCUCGCGGGCCUGCUUGUCGGUGUUGUCAGCAAUGAAGUCACGCUUCCCGACACUGAGGAUGGGUUCCCCAGGUACUCCGAAUACGUCAAGGUAUAUCCAGAGAUCACCACCAACAGGGAAGGAAAUGGCCGUGGAGAAGGAACAGGAGUCACAGAGGGGCAGGAGAAAUCCUGUUGUUAG
This is a messenger RNA of Fusarium vanettenii 77-13-4, 2136 nucleotides long. RefSeq lists its product as uncharacterized. The transcript has 7 exons. NCBI's taxonomy places the organism in Eukaryota, Fungi, Ascomycota, Sordariomycetes, Hypocreales, Nectriaceae. The coding region runs from base 1 to 2136 and encodes 711 amino acids. Gene Ontology annotation, molecular function: oxidoreductase activity. The record is from RefSeq and is a predicted model, not a curated record.